CGAAUUCGAGAGACUCAAGACAAAAAGAAGGCGAUUGCUACAUUUUAUUAUUAUUUUUUUUUUUUAUAUUUUGUUCAUUAGUAAUAUAGUUUUUGUUCGGUGCAAGUUUGUCAUCUUUUUGUGGCAUGGAGUGGUUCGCAGUUUCUUGAACUGUUUUUAUCUAAUUUGAGUGUGUUUUCGCCGUUUUUCGACCUUUUUUUUCCACCUCCUCUUGACCCUCCACCUCGAAACUUCCGGGUGUUGGUUUGGAUCGCUAUUUGGACGCAUACACAGAUGAAAGUCGAACAAUUUUGGAUUUACUUUUAGCUCCAGCUGUGCUGAUUAAAAGUUCCUUUUUACAGAAAUCCUAAGAAAUAUGUUGUAAUGGCAAAAAUGGCAUCCGGAGAUCUUUCUUUGACCAGCACCAGCAGUCAGGAAGAAGAAAGCUCAGAGUAUGUGGGUUACGAUAGCACUCUUCGUCCACCAUCGAAUUCCAGUGGCAGCACAACAGCCGCCAACAUGGCCAACAACAAUGGGCCAAAUAAGGUAUCCAACACCAGUGUUGGCGUAGGAGUGGGUGUUCCUGUUCCAGGACAGGGCAAGAAAUAUGAAUUGCUCCAAUCGCAAUAUGAGUCGGCUGUACUCGAGCUGACUACACUUCGACACCAGCACUCAGACACAGAGCGACGGUGUGAUGAGUUGGCUACUCAGUUGAAUCUCUACCAAGAGGUGAUCGUAGCUGAUCGUAACAAAUACACAGAUAUAGCGGCGGAGAGUGUCCGAUUAAAGCAAAAACUAAGGCUUAUGGAAAGUCAGCAACAACAGAAUGGAAAUACUAAUGCUCAGUCAACGGCUCCAACUGGCGGCAGCGGCAAUGCCAUGUAUUAUUAUAACAAAUCGUCGCCCUGUGACGGUAGUUGUUCGGAGAAAUUAGCCGAGGUUAAGAAGGAGCGCAAUAUGGUAGCGGUUGAAAGGGAAAAAUAUAAGAAAUCUUACAUAGAAAUGGAGAAAGAAAGAAAUUUUUAUCGCGAUCGUGGCGAAGAGAACCAAACAUUGAAGCUGUUGCUCUCUAAGGAGACGAAAAAUGUGGUCAAUCUUAAUGAAGAGCUUAACCAGCUGCUAUCCGAGAAGGACAAUGUUUUGCAAGAACACCAGAAAAUGUCCGAUGAUUUGGCUAUAGCUAAUAAAGAAAUUGAACGCUUUAAGAAAGAUGAUCUAAUGUUUAAGACGGAAAUUAAAGCGUUACAACUGGCCAAUGCAGAAUUAAAAAAGAGAGAUCUGCUCAAAUCGCGGGAAAGCUCUUGGUCGAAGGAGUUUACUACCAGCAGCAGCAAAGACGAUACUAGCAAAGAGCUGGAAAAGAUGCGUAAAAGCCUCGAAAAAGCAUUGUCAGAAGUGGAGCGAGCAGUUCAGGACGCCGACGAAGCAAAACGAGUAAGAGAUUGGGCUAUUUCACAGCGCGAGAAAAUUGUGCAAGAACGCGACUCCGUUAAAACAUUGUGUGAUAAAAUGCGUCACGAGCGGGAUAAGGCUAUAUCCGAUUCCCUAAUGGCUAUCAGAGACAGUGAAAAGAUUAAAAAGCUUAAGGAUGAGGCCCAGAAAAAAAUAGACUUGCUGAAAGAUCAAUUAGAGUCACAGCAACAAUUGGACAAUGCGUUGCGUCGCAGUUUCCUCAUGAGUAGUUAUGAAGGUGAAGAUCUGCUAGAGAUUGAGUUGGCCAAUUAUCAUGAUGGUGAUUUAGGUAUUAUACUGGAUGAUAGUAAUAAAAGAGGACUUCCUCUUGUCUGUGGAGUUACAAAUAGCUCACCUGCCUUUGGCAAACUUAAAAUUAACGAUGUCAUUUGCAAAAUCAAUAACAUGGAUUGUCAAGCCCUUUCAAAGCGUAUGGUCCUUGAUGAGAUUCGAGCGUGCGCUCCACGCAUUUUGCUCCUGGUAUCACGCACUAGGCACAGCAAGCAUCAUUCGUAUUCAGUUCAACUCAAAUCUGACAAUCAUGGACUUCAACUGGAUAUGGGAGUAUUUAUAGCCAAAAUAGAGCAGAAUUCUAAGGCUUUCUAUGAGCCUGAGUUGGACGUAGGCGACCGCAUUUUAAGUAUCAAUAAUAAAUCGAUGGAUUCCGUGCAAUCUAUUGAUGAGGUAAUGCAAUUAAUUAAUGACACACGAAGCGACACACUCAACAUUUUUGCUCUUAAAUAUGUGCAAGAUCAUGUGCAACUUGGUGAAGGGGGUCAUCCGUGUCGCACAACAACCUCUUCAGCGCAAACAGAUUCCAUUGAUUCCAUGCAACACGUUAGUGGAAGUGGCAGUGGAGCAAACGGAGGAGGUGGUGGCUCAGCGUCCAAGCAUCCAUCCAAAAUUGCCGAUUUUUUAAGGAAACUGAGUAGAUUAAGUAAACCAGGCACUGCAGAUGAUAAUUUUGAGCAGGAGCAUGAUGAUGCCAUAGCCGCGUUGGACUCUGUGCUUAGCGAGAACAGCUCAGAGAAAAGUAAAGAGAAUCUCUUUAAGCGCAAUAAACGGGGAAAAAAGGAAAAGGAAGCGGCAUCCAAGAGUAUGGGCACAUGGCCAAGGACUAAUAUCUCGCACGACAAUCCUACUGGAACGAUAGUGCGGGGCGGAGAAAAGAAACGCGCCCUAAUGUCUCUAUUUACACCUGGCCCCAUUAAUGUAGACAAUAAUGAUGAUACCGAACCGAGUAUGGCCGCUCCAAAAGGAUUGGGUAUGGCGGUAGGUGAUAAGCCACAACAGCUACAACAGGAACAGCUUCCUCCACCUUUGCCACCACCACUGUCUAAACCACUGGCGCACAUCAGAAAUGCUAAUGGAAGUGCAAUUAAGACCAAUCCCAAUCGCAAUUCAAAUCCAGUUACAUCGCUUUUUGCCCAACCUCCCAGCAACAGCAUAGGUAACAACAGCGGUAACAGCUUGGUGGGUCAGCAUUCGCAUCCCCGGCACUCGCUCUACAGCUCACCCGAUGACUUGCCCCAAAAGCCCCUUUUACUACAGCGUCCUGCUCCUUUUGUUGCUCGGGCUAAGAUUCCUUCUCAAGAUCGAUAUGGGUCUCGGCCACAUAACUCGCAUCGUCUGUCACUGAAUAUAACUCCUAGCGGUGAUUUUUAUCAACCCAAGACAAGUGGUCAGCAAGCCCAACAACAAGUGGUCCCUGGAGCAGGUCCGGGUAUGUUAAUGGGAACUGGAUCAAUCGGCAGCACUGGGCCAGCAGCUGGCGAGUUUCCUGUACGCAAACAACAAAUGUACGAUGUUUUUCAUCCUCCACCACUGCCCAAAACUAAUCCCAAUGCAGUUUUUGUUCCACUUAAUCCUCUUCGUGCAAGAGGCAAUCAGCCUGCGGAUGUUAUUUCGCUCAAAUCACAAAACUCCAUUGAGUCUAUUUUAUCCACCAAAAGUCCGCCACCACCCAUAAGCGAAUACAAUGCUUAUCCCAAGCGUCAUGUGCCGAUGCCACAGGCGCCACAACAGGCGCAGGCAGGAGUCAAGCAUGUGCCCAAAUAUCCAAGUGAUAGUGAGAGUAUUGGAUCUGGAAUGCUGGGGAUGGGAGGAACUGGAGCAGGCAUAUAUGCACCACCUCACCCACAUACGCAAGCCCCAGGGAAUCGGCAUACUCAACUAUUUCCCAGCUUUGUCCCCAAUGUGCAUGGUUUACGUGGUUUACAUGGUAAUAUGAGACGCUCCAGUCCGCUAACUCUUCCCUCACCACCUCCACCACAAACUCUUACCCAAGCGCCUAUAGAGGGUGCCAUUGGCAUACCAACUGAUUUAGAAAAUUACCAUCCCCCGCAUCCGCAGCCCUAUUUAGACUUUACUGCCCAAAAUAGCAUGACCAAUCAUGGGCACUAUCCAUAUGGAAUGAAUACUCCCGGUGGUGGCGUCAUCUACGAGGGUGGAACAUUUCCUCGUAAGAAAGACAACCAGAGACUGCGCAUACCGUCCAAUCCGAGUGUGGCCAGCAAAAGUGGAAGCAUGGUGAAAAACAGUUCGGGUUCCAUAGAUCAUCAUUAUGCUGCGCUGACAAAUGCUAACUCAGUGUCGGCCUCCUCUUCGGAGCGAGCUCCCAUGUCGCUGAUGAGUUCGAGUUUUGGUGCCAACAUUUUAAGCAGUGGACACCCAAACGGCGGAGGCGGCAGUGGACGCGGUUCUCCCAUGCCCCAGGUCCAUGUUGAGGUGCUUAGCCAUGGCGGCAGUGGCAGUUCCAAGCGGAACUCUAAUGUGCCUGCGGAUUUUCUCUGCCCUGGAGACCUUAGAAGAGUCACCAUCGAUAAGCGCGACAAAUCUCUCGGCAUCACCAUUCAGUGUAAUAACAAUGGAGGCGGCAUAUUCGUGUCCACUGUUGCCGACAAAAGCACCGCGAUGCGUGCUGGUCUCCAGGUGGGUGAUCAACUCUUGGAAGUAUGUGGCAUUAAUAUGCGAGCAGCGACGCAGGAGAUAGCCGCUAAUGUAUUGCGCCAGUGUGGGGACUCUUUCACCAUGCUCGUCCAAUAUAAUCCGGAGAAAUUCCCUUCGCCGGCAGAAUAUGAAAGUACAAGUGGGCAUCAGAUGGAGCCAGAAUCGCCUGUGAAUCAUUCGGGCUCUCCAACGCCCCGUAAUUCACCACGUCCACCGGCGCGUAACAUGUUAAUACCCAUGUCUAUUCCCAUGUCGGGUAUUCAGCCGCUUAUGCUGGCGCCUACUGCAACAACUUCAUCAUCGUCAACAUCUGGUUCAAGGGCGCCACUCUCACAUCAGUCCAUAAAAGAUCAGAGCUUCACUGAUAGCCUAGAAAAUCAAUCCGACAUCAGCAGUAGCCAAGAUAUGCCAUCAUCUGCGGCCACUACAACAACAACGACAGCAUCGGGCACUUCUACAGUUUAUGAUGAGGAUCCCAAGCCAGCAUUGGCACCACCGCCAUCAUCAACUGUAGCGGCGGAAACUCUUCGCUAUGUCACUUUGCAUAUGGAUAAAUCUAAAAAUCUUGGCAUUAAGCUAUUCGGCGGCAACAAGGUGGGCAUAUAUGUGCAUGAUGUGGCAGCUGGAUCUCCGUCGGAUCAUGCCGGCAUACGCAUUGGUGAUCAAAUUUUGGAAUAUAAUGGCGUCGACCUAAGUGGUGUAACGGCUGAGCAGGCAGCCAAUGAAAUCUCCAAACUCACCGAUACAGUCACUAUGCUUGUGCAAAACAAAUUACACACACUUAAACAAAUAAAAGAUGAACCCGGGGACUCGUUUUAUAUUCGCGUGGGGUUUGAUCGAAUUGGUGAACUGAGUGAGGCUGAUUUACGUUUUGUAAAGGAUGAGGUGCUUUACGUGGAUAGUACUGUUUUUGACGGAACUUUUGGUCUUUGGCGGGCCUGGAAAUUAGAUGCCAUAGGCCAUCGCACAGUAUGCGGCAUUAUUCCAAGUCAAUUGAAAGUUGAGGAGGAACUAAAGUCUGGUGAAGUGGUGGACUGUGAUACGGGAACUGCAAGACGCGGUAGCACUUCAGCUCGUCGUUCGUUUUUUCGCCGCAAGAAAAACCAGCGCAGCUCAUCCCGCGAUUCUACAGAAAUUGCCAGUUUCAGUAACACGCAGCUUAGUUUUUUCCCUGACUUGGGCCUCUUAAACGAUGACGGUGGUAUUUUGAGCUAUCAGCGUGUUGAGCUUUUAGACUCUCCGAUUCGACGACCUGUUUUAAUUAUUGGUCCGCUGUCUGAAUGUCUAAUGGAUCGUCUGAUAAUAGACUUUUCUAAUCUUUUUAAAAGAUGCGAAGUAACAGCCAUGGACUGUUCACAGGAGGCAAUGGAAGAGGGUCUUAAGGAAAAUAUAUUUGUGGACUAUCGUCGUCGGGGCAAUAAAUUUGAAUGCACCACAGUAGAGGCGAUAAGCCACGCAUGCAAAAAUGAUCGUCGCCACUGCAUCUUGGAUGUAUCAAUAUCAGCAGUUGAACGUCUUCAGCGCUUACAGAUUUAUCCAAUUGUGCUGCUUCUUCGCUUUAAAUCUGCCAAACAGAUUCGCGAUAUUCGUGAUUUCGGAUCAGACAAAAUUUCGGCAAAGGCGGCUAAGGAAAUGUACGAGAGAGCCCAGAAGCUGGGCUCCGACUACAAACAGUAUAUAUCGGCCGUAAUACCAGGCGUAAGCAUUAAGCAUAUGUGCACUCAGAUAAAAGAUGCUGUGGACAAAGAACAAGAUAAGCUGCUCUGGGUGCCAGUUUCGAAUUGCUAAAAAUGUCGGAUUGGAUUUUUUCCUUUUUAGUUUUGCUUAGCUGUAGGGGAUUUAGGCGUAAAAAAACCGUAAUCAACCGUUAUAAAAUCUAUCGGUUUCUUGUAUAGUAUUUUGAUACGUAUCAGAAAAAAAAUCAAUCCUAAUCAACCUCGUGGAUUCGUUUCGAUUAACGCAAAGUAUUCUAUCGCCGUAUUUUCAAUGUGUCUUAUACACUGUUUAUCUGUGUAUUCUCCGUCAUCUAAUUUAUAUAACUAAAUAUUUACCUAACCAGACAUAUUAAGUAUAUAAUAUGUAUAUUCUUCAUUUGUUAUCUGUCGUCUCAAAAAUGUUCUAAACUUUAAUAUUUUUAUAUAUUUGCAUGAUUGCUAGAAAUUAGCAAUACUAAACCAUGCCCCUUAUCAAUAUCAAUUGCAAUUUAUUUUGUAAUAAUUUUAAGUCUAUACAGAAAACUACUGUAAGGCAACCGUUAAUUUUGGCUUUAAAAACUGUUAAGGUUAUAUAUUCAAUUUUGUUUCAAUAAUCAACUAUUGAUUUCCAAUAAAACGACAAUUCGCGGAACUAAGCAAAUAUUUAUUGAGUAAAUGGUGAGAAAUAUAAAUAUAUAUACUCAAUUUUCUAUCACUAGCCUUAAAACUGAAAGUAAUGAUGAAUUAUGCCUUUUAUAUUGCAAAACCACUUUACAUAAAUCUAAUUUAUCAUAUUUACUUACAAAGAUAUAAACUUUAUACAUUUGAUUUUUGCAAUAAAUUGUUUGUUUUAGAAAUCA
Drosophila willistoni is the source of this 6934-nucleotide messenger RNA. RefSeq names its product disks large homolog 5 (gene Dlg5). The transcript is spliced from 9 exons. Gene Ontology annotation, molecular function: protein binding. The coding region runs from base 364 to 6168 and encodes 1934 amino acids. NCBI's taxonomy places the organism in Eukaryota, Metazoa, Arthropoda, Insecta, Diptera, Drosophilidae. The record is from RefSeq and is a predicted model, not a curated record.